Caenorhabditis elegans is the source of this 836-nucleotide messenger RNA. RefSeq lists its product as uncharacterized. The record is from RefSeq and is marked reviewed. The transcript has 3 exons. The coding region runs from base 178 to 315 and encodes 45 amino acids. NCBI's taxonomy places the organism in Eukaryota, Metazoa, Nematoda, Chromadorea, Rhabditida, Rhabditidae.
AUGUCGCUUUGUGUAUAGUGACUACAUAUUGAUUUUUGUCUAAUAUUACUUAUGUCUACUUGUGUUGUGGACCUAUAUUUUAUUCCGUCUUCAAUGUCUCCUUGUGUACGGUGACUUUUUUGCUUUUAUUCAACUUUAUAUUGGUAUCUUUCCCAAUUAAUUAUUUCUGUAAAUGUGAUGCUGCUGAUGGUAAAUGAACUUCUUUCUUCACAUUCGGACCUACUUGGACAGACAAGAAAGUUUGCAGUCUUUGGCAUAGAGAAAUUUCUCGAAUUUUUCAUGUCCAAUCAUCAACACCAACACCAUUCCUCGUGAUUGUAAUCCCUCCCUGUUUCUUCAACAAUUAACUUUAAUUUAAUUAUUUUAGUAUUGUAAUUAUUGAAAUCUCCAGCGAUUGUAAUCACCCCUUCCACACCCCUUCCACAUCCCUUCCACAUGGAAGUCCCUUACCGAGUGUAGAAGUCUUUAACACCUGACAACUUCUACAACCUGAAAAAGUUUUCUUGACACCUGACAAAACUCUUUUCACAUAACAUCUAGACCGCUUCUAAUCUAUUUAUCCUGAAACUAUCUGGAUCAUCUUUAAAGAUAGCUGAAAUGUAACUCCUAACAUUUAUUCAAUUCAUCACAUUCCAUCAAAAGUACCUUCUCUCAUUCUCUUUUUCUCUGUUAUCUCAAAACUCAAAUUUACCCAAAUUCAAGAACUCAACUCUUUUUAUCUUAUCCACAAGUCCAUUCCUUCCAAAAAAGGCCAUUCAUGAUCUAUCCACUGCUGAUAACAAAUAUAAUUAAUUAUUUAAUUUCAUAUACUUGUUCUAAAUAAAUAUUAUUCCUUU